Callorhinchus milii (elephant shark) is the source of this 1953-nucleotide messenger RNA. RefSeq names its product gamma-aminobutyric acid type A receptor subunit alpha4. The transcript has 10 exons. Gene Ontology annotation, cellular component: neuron projection; GABA-A receptor complex; postsynapse. The record is from RefSeq and is a predicted model, not a curated record. Gene Ontology annotation, biological process: gamma-aminobutyric acid signaling pathway; monoatomic ion transmembrane transport; regulation of postsynaptic membrane potential. Lineage: Eukaryota; Metazoa; Chordata; Chondrichthyes; Chimaeriformes; Callorhinchidae. Gene Ontology annotation, molecular function: inhibitory extracellular ligand-gated monoatomic ion channel activity; benzodiazepine receptor activity; GABA-A receptor activity. The coding region runs from base 54 to 1493 and encodes 479 amino acids.
CAAGGCAAUUGGCGACGAGGGACGGGAAGAGGGUUACAGUAUGGCAUGCAAAGAUGGUUCCUGCCAAGGAGACUGUGAACAUGCUUUCCGCCGGUUACCUCUCCACUCUGGUUUACUUUCUUCUCUACGUGGCAAUGUGCAGCGUAGGUGAGACCUCCGGGAAGAUCAAGAAGGAGGAGAAAUUAUAUCCAGAAAAUUUUACCCGGAUACUGGAUAGACUCUUAGAUGGCUAUGAUAACCGCUUGCGACCUGGAUUCGGGGGUGCAGUUACAGAAGUCAAAACAGAUAUAUACGUGACGAGCUUUGGACCAGUGUCUGAUGUCGAGAUGGAGUACACAAUGGAUGUGUUUUUUCGCCAAACCUGGGUGGACAAAAGGCUAAAGUAUGAUGGCCCUAUAGAAAUUCUUCGUCUCAAUAAUCUGAUGGUCACUAAAGUCUGGACGCCUGAUACCUUCUUUAGGAAUGGGAAAAAAUCAAUUUCCCACAAUAUGACAGCGCCUAACAAGCUAUUCAGAAUUAUGCAGAAUGGGACCAUUCUGUACACCAUGAGACUUACCAUAAAUGCAGAGUGUCCUAUGAGACUGGUUGAUUUCCCAAUGGACGGCCAUGCUUGCCCGCUUAAAUUUGGAAGCUAUGCAUAUCCUAAAAGUGAGAUGAUAUACACAUGGACCAAAGGACCUGAAAAAUCAGUUGAGGUGCCCAAAGAGUCAUCCAGUUUGGUACAGUAUGACCUUGUUGGGCAAACUGUAUCGAGUGGUACAGUUAAAUCCAUUACAGGAGAAUAUGUGGUGAUGACAGUCCAUUUUCAUUUGAAGAGAAAAAUGGGUUAUUUUAUGAUCCAGACUUACAUACCCUGUAUUAUGACAGUUAUUCUCUCUCAAGUGUCAUUUUGGAUUAAUAAGGAAUCUGUUCCAGCUCGAACAGUUUUUGGUAUAACAACAGUUCUAACUAUGACAACGCUGAGUAUCAGUGCACGACACUCUCUUCCAAAGGUCUCCUAUGCCACUGCAAUGGACUGGUUCAUUGCUGUCUGCUUUGCCUUUGUGUUCUCUGCUCUGAUUGAGUUUGCUGCUGUUAACUACUUCACCAAUGCCCAAGCUGAGAAAGCCAAAAAAAGGGCAGCCAAGCUUUUUGCUACAUCUCCACCCACUCCAAUAAAGACAGUGACUGACUCAGAGGAAGUACUUCAGAAACCAGAUUCGAAUGGCAAUUUGAGGAAGAGAAUUAACUUCUUGGCACAGUCAGAUGUUCUUGCAUUUGAAUCGAACCCACUUGCACCCAAACUAUUUGAACCAACUCUGAAACAUUCUUCACCCAACACUGCGCCGUCUGCCUUCGCCCCUCCUGCACUUUCGCCUCCAGGUAGCGGAACAAGCAAAAUUGACAAAUACGCUCGCAUACUUUUCCCGGUUACGUUCAGUGCAUUUAACAUGGUCUAUUGGGUGGUGUACCUCUCGAAGGAUACAAUGGAGAAAUCAGAAGGUGACUUGUAAUUUUGCUGUUGCAGAAACGUUUUAGUGUAUGUUAUAACAAUUUGAAUCCAUGAAGUAAUGCAGCGGUUUCAUUAAAGGUUUAUUGGUUGAAUGUGUGAGAACAGCAGGUUUCCCAGUGGUAACUGAUUGUAUCCUACUGUUACAAGCUAAAAUGUGUACUCAUCACUGAGACCGAGCUUCUAUUACUAUUUACAUCUUCAUAUCUAACCAAAUAUUGAAUUGGUUGAUAUUUUAAUAUAUAUUAUAGAAAGCAGGAGUAAUGUGACAGAGGUCCGCAUGGAAGAGAAUUAUAGUUAAGAAAAACAAACAUAUAUGAAUGUAAUAAAGUAAAGUUUCAAGUUUAGAACUUGAAGAUUCACUCUAAGCAAAUGUUUUACAUUUUUCAUGGCUGUGCAACACUCCUUUAAAGUAAUAUAGUACUUUUAUAGAACUUCCGAUAUAUAUAACCACUGACAAAACA